Messenger RNA from Hyphopichia burtonii NRRL Y-1933, 234 nucleotides. RefSeq lists its product as uncharacterized. Lineage: Eukaryota; Fungi; Ascomycota; Pichiomycetes; Serinales; Debaryomycetaceae. The coding region runs from base 14 to 199 and encodes 61 amino acids. The transcript has a single exon. The record is from RefSeq and is a predicted model, not a curated record.
AUAAAAGUAGAUCAUGUCUCAACAAGAUAUCGGUGAAACAUAUAAGCAAAUAAAUGAAGCCGAAAAAAGGGCUGAUGCUCUUGAAAAAAUGCUUGAUCAGUUAGAUGCUAAAAUGGACUCAAUCUUACAAGAAACAGAAUCAAUAAAUAAGGUUGACACCAAUGGAAAAGAAGCUGCUGAUGCUGAAAAGAAAGAUUAAUAAUUUUCCUUUUUUAUUAUACAUGAAUUGAUAUU